GGCUCUUUGGUGCUGGCGGCCGGAGGAAGAUGACUAAGGGAACAUCAUCAUUCGGUAAGCGCCGCAAUAAGACCCACACUUUGUGCCGUCGCUGCGGAUCCAACGCAUAUCAUCUCCAGAAAUCCACCUGUGGGAAAUGUGGGUAUCCUACUAAGCGCAAGAGAAAGUAUAACUGGAGUGCCAAGGCUAAAAGACGCAACACCACUGGCACUGGUCGUAUGAGGCACCUGAAAAAUGUCUACCGUCUAUUCAGGAAUGGAUUCCGUGAAGGAACAACACCUAAGCCCAAGAGAGCUGCCAUUGCAGCAUCAUCUUAAGGAC
Dermochelys coriacea (leatherback sea turtle) is the source of this 321-nucleotide messenger RNA. Its product is annotated as 60S ribosomal protein L37-like. Gene Ontology annotation, cellular component: cytosolic large ribosomal subunit; ribosome. NCBI's taxonomy places the organism in Eukaryota, Metazoa, Chordata, Testudines, Dermochelyidae. The transcript has a single exon. The record is from RefSeq and is a predicted model, not a curated record. Gene Ontology annotation, molecular function: RNA binding; structural constituent of ribosome. Bases 30 to 317 code for a protein of 95 amino acids. Gene Ontology annotation, biological process: translation.